This is a messenger RNA of Rotaria sp. Silwood2, 1771 nucleotides long. The record is from the annotation of a GenBank genome assembly. Lineage: Eukaryota; Metazoa; Rotifera; Eurotatoria; Philodinida; Philodinidae.
AACCUCAGAUAAAUAAUGAAAAAUGAGAAGCUCGAGUUUCAUAUGAAUAUUUUAUAUUUUUUAAACCAAUCGACUCGAACCUAGGACAAGCCAAGACGACAUGAAGAAGAUUUUUUAAAAUAAAGGUGCCUUAUAUCAUGUGUAUAUCUUAUUAUUACGAUAUGAGAGCAUAAUAAAUGAUUAUAAGUACUAAUGAAAUUGAAACUUAAUUUUUUUUCUUUAAAUAUUGCAAAUUGAUGGUAUAUGACACAUCAUAAGUCUCAAAGAAAAGUUUAGUAUUUAGUGAAUGUUAAUGAAUUGCUUAAAUUCAAAAACUGAAGUAUAUAAAUAUUUUCAAAAUGAUACUAUAAAUAAUUCUAAAUCAAGUAACUAUCUUAUAUUCUAAUGUUACCAAAACGUAAAUAGAACAAUAAACAUUAGUUACUGUAUGACUCAUGCAAUCAAAAUAAUAGAGCAUGCAAAAAAACUGAAAUACAUACAAUCAAAAUCGUUGAUUUUUAAUUAGCAGAAUAGGAAAAAUAAAAAAGAAACAACAUUUUUGUUGCCGUUGUAUUUAAUCUGAGUCUGUUUUGUAAACUCUUGUCCAAAUGAAUUAUUUCACAUUGUUUAUGAAACUGCAUUUCUAUCGUAAAAUCGUUUUUUCUUAAAAGAAUUUAUUAAUAAUUAUUUCGUACAUUCAAAACUCAACUGGAUUAUUAUCUAAACGGUGACAUGAAUAUGCAAUUGAAGACUCAUCAAAGAGCUAUGAAAUUCAUAAUUUCAGUAGUAUUUUGUCUUGUCUAUUUAUUCUUGGAGUGAAUUCACUGUGAUAAAAUGGAGUAUUAGAAUAAUGAUAAAAAAUGCUUUAUUUUGUUGAUAGCUUGUGGGAUUCAAAAUUCCAUUGAAGCUUUAUCAACUAGAACUAAUAUGUGGGUGUCAAUAUAUUCUUUCCGUUGAUAUAUGAUUCAAUGCGAUUAACCAAAACAAUACUAGUAGGGCGUUUUUUUUUAUGCAACCUUCAUGCUUCACCUAUGAAUGCACUUUUUUCGAAUGAUAACUCGAGAUGUUUUUUUUAUUGGUAUAGAAGAAACAAUCCUAGGCGUGUAACAGUACAGGUAUGAUUAUACAAUUAGGGCACGUAUAUGUCAUGGCGAAGCUAAAAGUAUUGUAAUAAUACGUAGGCCCAAAAUAAUUGACAAACAACGUAUAUAAAUACGCAGAUUUGCCAGGCAAAUAUCAUUCGAUUAUACAUACAAAUAUGCGAUCAGCAAUAAUUGUUUUAUCGUUGGUUAGUAUACUGUUUGUUUCUUACUUUUCUUUGCUUAUCUUAUUUUACGUUUAGUUUCUCUUGACCGUUGUUGUUUUUUCGACACCUCUUCUGCACAAUGGAUUGCAAGAUAAAAAUCAUGGAAAACACCAGCAAAGUGACAAAGGUGGAAACGGUGAAGAAGGCCAACAAGGUAGAAGUGGUGGGCAAGGUGGAAAAGGUCAACACGGUGGAAAUGGUGGAAACAGUGGACAGGGUGGAAACGAUGGAAAUGGUGGCCAAAGUGGAAACGGUGGACAAGGUGGAAACGGUGGAAAUGGUGGAAACAGUGGACAAGGUGGAAAUGGUGGAAACAGUAGACAGAGUGGAAACGAUGGACAAGGUGGAAACAGUGAAAACGGUGGAAAAAGUCAACACGGUGGAAAUGGUGGAAACGAUGGACAAGGUGGAAACAGUGGACAAGGUGGAAAAGGUCAACAUGGUGGAAAUCAAUGGCAAGGCUCAGGAGAUGGUAAUCACAGUUAA